Molecule: messenger RNA, 2232 nt
Organism: Schistosoma turkestanicum
Lineage: Eukaryota; Metazoa; Platyhelminthes; Trematoda; Strigeidida; Schistosomatidae
Source: the annotation of a GenBank genome assembly
AUGGAUAUUCAUCAAAAUCAAUCAGUUGGUUCUGCACAAAAAUUUCCAACUACUUAUAAACUAACACCAUAUUCAUCCUAUUUAGGAUAUGAUAUACGAUCACCACAUACAUCACAAUUACAUUCUAUGACUACUUCUCAACAAGCAGAACACCUCAAAUAUAAUAAUCAAGAAAUAAUGAUUCCUGUAACCAGGUAUACAAAUGAUCAAAAUGUAAUUUUUUCAACUGGAACUGUUCAAUUACCGACUGCGUCAAAUUUUCAUGAUUUAGAUAGGAGAUCUGUACAAAAUGAUCUUUCUAUGAAUGCAUACAAGGACUCAGUUGCAACAACAAAAUUAUUCAAUACACCAGAUGAUUUUGGGAUGAAUGAACAUCAAGAAAAUGGUCAAAGAGAAAAUGAACGUAAACGAUCUAUUUUUGGAACAUUAGGUCGUAUAUUCAAGAGACCAAAUCCAGUAGGUGUAACAAAUUCAGUGAAUCAAAUAGAAAGUACAAUAAAAUCAACUAUAUCAAACAGUCAGACACCAUCAAUGAGAUUGUAUACAAAUCAAUUAAGUCAUCCAUCUCGUCAUCAGUAUAUGUAUAAUAUUCCACAAGCAAACUUAGCCUAUCGAACAGAAGAAAGAAAUAGACUUGCUAAUGUUGUAUAUUCCUCACAAGAUUCAGGAUUUCCGAAUGUGACACAUUUAAAUCGUUCAAUUAUACCAAAUAAUUAUUCUCAAUAUCAUGUACAAGAAGGAUCAUCAAGAUAUAGUCCAAGACCACCAUCACAUCAUAAUUAUUUUGGUAAAACAAAAUUUGAUAUUUAUUCUACAGAUGUGAACAUUAAUCAAAAACAAAGUGCAGUACAACAGUCAAUUGUAUCGCAUACAAUAAAUAAUGGAAUAAAUUCUCAAGCUGCUCUAGGUCCAAAACAAAUUGUAGAGGACAGACAGAAAUCUCAAAAAUUAUUACUUGAAGAUGCUAUACGCAGUAAUUUACCAUUUACUUCAUGGAGUAGUCCAAUAUUAGUUGCAUGGUUAAAAUUAUGGGUUGGAAUGCCAGCAUGGUAUGUUGCAGCAUGUGAAGCAAAUAUUAAAUCUGGUGCAAUGCUUGCUUCAUUAUCGGAACAAGAUAUUCAACGUGAAUUAGGCAUACGAAAUCCAUUGCAUCGUUUAAAACUUCGUUUAGCAGUUAAUGAAAUGCUUGCGUUCACUGCAUCACUGACAAAUACAACAACACAAAAUCUCAUUAAAAAAACCACUGAAUCAUCAUCAACAUCUUUUUCGAAACAGUUACACUUGGCUUCUCCAUUGAUCAAGGGUGAAUUAAAUCAUGAAUGGAUUGGUAAUGUUUGGUUGCCCAGUCUUGGAUUAAUUCGAUACAGAUCAGCAUUUAUGGAAUGUCUUGUCGAUGCACGUAUGUUAAGUCAUUUAACUAAACGUGAUUUGAGGAUACAUUUAAAAAUGGUUGAUCAAUUUCAUCGAUUAAGUUUAUACUAUGGAAUUAUGUGUCUUAAACGCUUGGAUUAUGAUCGUUCUGAGAUUGAACGUCGACGUGAUGCAUGUCAAAAUAGUUUAGAUGAUUUACUUGUAUGGAGUAAUGAACAAGUUAUUGCAUGGCUUAAAAGUAUAGGUUUGAAUGAAUAUGCCAAAAAUUUGAUUGAUUCCGGUGUACAUGGAGCUUUAAUGGUGUUAGAUCCAGAUUUUGAUGCGAAUUCAUUUGCUCUUAUCCUUCAAAUACCAAAGUCAGAUGUACAAACGAGACAUAAACUUGAACGUGAACUCAACAGACUUCUACAUUCUUAUCGACCAGUUAAUCAGAACACUUCAAUUAAAUCUACCAAUUCAAUUAUGAAUUAUGAUACAGCAGCAAGUUGGAUUGCUUCUGUGGAACGUCCAGAACCAGCAUAUUAUGAAAACCAAUUCGAUGUAGAGGAUGCAUCAGGCGGUGAAUCAUUUUACAGACCAAGUAACCAACAACCACAACGACUUGCAGUUAGUAGAAAUGUUGUACCUAUUUCUGAAAGCUUAAAUGGAGCACCACCAAUUCCUACACGAACGCAAAGAAAUACGGAUAAGAGAUAUGCCAUGUCACCUUCUCACAUGACUGUUAAUUCUCAAAACCAACCUUCCUUAAAUACCGAACUCAACCGUAAUGUUUCAUAUCGAAGUGCAGCUGUGUGUGAUGAUAACUAUUCCUAUCUGCACACUGAACCAUCACACCUAGAAAGAAGACUGAAAAAACAUUAA